Messenger RNA from Actinia tenebrosa (Australian red waratah sea anemone), 1344 nucleotides. Its product is annotated as EARP and GARP complex-interacting protein 1. The record is from RefSeq and is a predicted model, not a curated record. Lineage: Eukaryota; Metazoa; Cnidaria; Anthozoa; Actiniaria; Actiniidae. Gene Ontology annotation, molecular function: protein binding. Gene Ontology annotation, biological process: protein ubiquitination.
UCAAAAUGGAGGACGAUUCUCCUGUGAUUUACGGCUUAGAGUUUAACGCUCGAGCUUUGUGCCCCCAACAUGCAGAAGCUGAUGUUAUAAGAUUUUUGGUUGGUUCACAGUCACUCAGGUUUGAAAAUCAGGUCCACUUGAUAGAUUUUGACGAUGAAAGUAACAUUAUCAAUAAAAAUGUUUUUAUGCAUUCGGUAGGAGAAAUAUGGUCAAUAAAUUCAAGUCCAGUUGACAAGAAUAUUCUCUCAACAUGUUAUAAUAAAGUAAGUGAUAACAAGGCUGAAAUCAAGGCAGGAAUCUGGAGGAUUCCACCAGUUGACGAGACAGAGCCACCACCCCCUGACUCCCCAGGGUUGAGUCACUCAUCUGGUGGAGGCUACACUAGACCACUGCAGCUUGUAUGUGAACUGGAUAAUCAAAAUGAAAAUAUGAAAAGUGUGUUGUGGAAUCCUUCUGGUAAUGGUUCUCAAGUCAUCUCUGUAUCAGAACAACAUUUAAACCUUUGGGACAUAAAUACUUCCACUGCUAUUCUUGAAUCUGUUGAUUCUGCCAACCUUGUUGGUAAAGGUCAACCCAAGUUCACUACAGGAAGAUGGAAUCCACACCAUGGUGGAUCACAGUUAGCGACAACCAAUGACACAACCAUACGAGGCUGGGACUCAAGAACACUAAGACAAGUGUACAUGAUAGAGAAUGCUCAUGGCCAACUAGUAAGAGAUAUAGACUUCAACCCUAACAAGCAGUAUUACAUGGUCAGUUGUGGUGAUGAUUGUAAGAUUAAAUUUUGGGACACACGGAAGAUUGAUGAACCACUGAUGGUUGUCUCUGAACACUCUCACUGGGUGUGGAGCAUUCGUUACAAUCAUUUCCAUGAUCAACUUCUGCUGUCAUCAAGCAGUGAUAGCCGUGUUAUUCUUCAUAAUAUUAUUUCUUUGUCAUCUGAACCAUUUGGUCACCUUGACAAUGAAGAAGAUGAGGAAGACAAGAUAGAAAAAACGUCUAAAGAUCCCGCUACCGACGGCGUAAUAGCAACAUUUGAUGAACAUGAAGACAGUGUUUAUGCCUCAGAAUGGUCAACUGCCGACCCUUGGGUGUUCGCAUCUCUCUCUUACGAUGGAAGACUUGUCAUCAAUAGAGUACCAAGGGCAGAAAAAUACAAAAUACUGUUAUAAGAAGAUAUAGAAAAAAUCGUAAGGGAGUUGGAUUGGGAAUAUACGUUGAUAAUAUCUAGAAAUUCGUUGUUUCAAUUUCAAACACGAUACAUACUGGUAGUUAGUAUGAAAUAUUUCAAAUAAUGUACAAAUGUCUAUACUAAGAUAAAUAAAAUGCUUGUUUAUAUAGUAA